UUCACCGAAUGCCAUGGCUGAGAUUACAAACCUAGAAUCAUCUCUUCCAAUUUCAAGUGUUCAAGAACUAGCUAUUCAAAGGCCAAAGCAGGUACCACCUAGGUACAUCAGAGAUGAUCAUGAAAUCGGAGCCUGCCCUUCUGAUUCAUCUCUUCGUGUUCCUCUCAUUGACAUGGCCAAGUUGGUGAACACAGAGACAAGAGCUCAAGAACUUCAAACACUUCAUCUUGCUUGCACACACUGGGGUCUCUUUCAGGUGCUUCAAAUUCUAUGCUUCAUUGGGUUAAUCUUUUCUGAAGUCAUCGUUUUUGUUUUACCUUGUUCACCGUUUUGCAUGUGGUGAAUCAUGGAGUUUCUGAUGAAUCUCUUAGAAGAAUGAGGGAUCAAGUUGAAGGAUUUUUUAAGCUUCUAUUUAA
This is a messenger RNA of Prosopis cineraria, 416 nucleotides long. Its product is annotated as S-norcoclaurine synthase 1-like. The transcript has a single exon. Bases 14 to 343 code for a protein of 109 amino acids. NCBI's taxonomy places the organism in Eukaryota, Viridiplantae, Streptophyta, Magnoliopsida, Fabales, Fabaceae. The record is from RefSeq and is a predicted model, not a curated record.